Molecule: messenger RNA, 8942 nt
Organism: Loxodonta africana (African savanna elephant)
Lineage: Eukaryota; Metazoa; Chordata; Mammalia; Proboscidea; Elephantidae
Gene: GEMIN8
Product: gem nuclear organelle associated protein 8
Exons: 4
Coding region: 144-869 (241 amino acids)
Biological process (GO): spliceosomal snRNP assembly
Cellular component (GO): SMN complex
Source: RefSeq, a predicted model, not a curated record
GGUCGCCCCAGCAACCGCGCCCAUUCCCGCCCGCCCCCCUCCGUCUCCCCACCGAAAAAUAGGUCCUUGCUCGCCAAUCGCCCGGAGUCUGCAAGCUGCGUGCCCACGAGAUUUGGUACCUGUUGGGACUGUCACCAUCAGAGAUGGCCACAGAGGCGUCAUCUUCGAAAGAUGCUGAUCUUUGGUAUUCUCAUCCGGCAUAUGCAAGAUACUGGCAGCAUUAUCAUCAAGCAAUGGCUUGGAUGCGAAGCCACCACCAUGCCUACAGGAAGGCCAUCGAAUCCUAUUUCAAAUCCUCGUGGUACUUCCCCCCUGCACCUCUUCCCUACAGCUAUUAUGCUAACCAGGGUAGAUAUCCUCAGUCCUUCUAUGACCGUCACUCGGCCUCCCAGGACCCCCAUUGCACCUACCCGCAUUCUCGAGGGUCUGGGCAGCAUCCACAUGACAGCCAUCAGGUCCAGGCAUCCACCAGAGAAGAGCAAGCUUCGUCAUCAGAGGAGGAGGUGGAGAGUGAGUCAGACGGGGAAGUCGAGUGUGACCUGAGCAACAUGGAGAUCACCGAGGAGCUGCGCCAGUACUUUGCAGAGACCGAGAGGCACAGAGAAGAGCGACGGCGGCAGCAGCAGCUGGACGCUGAGCGCCUGGACGACUAUGUGAAUGCCGACCACGACCUGUACUACAACACUCACCGGUCAGUGGAGCCCCCGUCUGAGAGGCCUGGCGAGAGGCGCCAGGCCGAGAUGAAGCUGCUGUACGGGGACGGCGCCGCCAAGAUCCAGGCCAUGGAGGCCGCCGUGCAGCUGAGCUUCAACAAGCACUGUGAUCUCAAGAGGCCCAAGUACUGGCCGGUCAUCCCCCUGAAGUUCUGAGUCCCUUCCACUUGGUAUACUGUCUUCAUCUCCCCUUCACUGUGCAUUCUCAGGGGAAGGGGUAUGGGGCUGAAAAGCAAACAUGUUCGCCAGAAUCCCAGCGUGCCCAUCCUGGGGGUGGGUGUCACGUCAGCCACGUGGAGGGGCGGCAGGACGCGUACUGUUGCCACCACGAGGUAUUCCCUUGCGCACUGUUGCCAUCGUGAAAUAUUCUCUCUUAACAGAAAAUGAUCAUUUCUUAUAUAUUAUGCUUUUUUUUAAUAUUGUCAUUAAUAGGGUAGGAUUCAUUAAAGUUCGCACUUGCAGAUGCUGCCUAGUUUUUUGCCUUUUGAUAUUUUCUUCUCUCUUUUACCCAGCUGAACUAUUCAGAUACCUUAAAUAAGCCAGGGGUCCUCUCUAACACCAGCUCCUUUCGAUCUCACAGAAAAUGAUUCAAGCAUGCAGUCAAGUAAGUAAAUAGCACUUCUCUGUAAUGCAGGGCUCGUACACUUGUUCUAUGAAGGGCCAGAGAGUGAAUAUCUUUGGCUUUGCAAGCCGUAUGUGUUGUGACUAUCAACUCUGUCCUUGCAGCAUGAUAGCAGCCAAAGAGGAUAUCUGAGCAAAUGAACAUGGCUGUAUUCCAAUAAAACUUUAUUUAUAAAAACAGGCCAUGGGCCAGAUCUGGCCUGCAGGUAUAGUUUGCCCAUCCCUGCUUUAAUGAAAUGAAAGUCACCCGUGUGGCAUUAUUAUUGUUGUCAUCUCCACAGAGCUUGAAUGUCAUACAGAAUUGAGAGCCAUGAGUAAUAAUUCCCAAGCCUGGUCACCUCUGUAGUCCGCUGUAGUGUAGAAAAUGCAUAAUUGAGUUCUUACUAUAUAUACCCACCCACUGCUGUCGAGUUGAUUCCGACUCAUAGUGACCCUAUAGGACAGAGUAGAACGGCCCCAUAGAGUUUCCAAAGAGUGGCUGAUGGAUUUGAACUGCCGACCUUUUGGUAAGCAGCCGAGCUCUUAACCACUUCACCACCAGGGCUCCUUACUAUAUAUAGCAGAUAUUUUUUGAUAGGGGAAGAUAUUUCAUUUCUGAGAGUAAAAAUCUAAGAAUUGGUGUAGCAGUCCAUUUAUGAAAACCAGCUGCCUUUUAAAAAAUAAGUUAUUACAGUGUGUUGCUAGGGUGCGCCCGCGUUGACCUGUCACGAUUAGCACAUCCAUCAAAGGCUGGGGAAAAGAUUCAGUAUUGAUGUGUUUCUCCCUCCAGACACUCAGCUUCAAGUUGCAGCCUUCGCCUGGAGACAAAUGCAUUUUUUGCGUCAGCUCCGGGUGCUUAUUUUUCCAAGCUCGUUUUAUUACUCGAGUUUCAAUUUGUGCUCAGGCAUUGCAGACAAAAUCCAGAAUGAACUUUCCCCUGAGGUGACACAUGACUAAAAUUUCAAAUCUUUAUUAUUUCUGUUUUUCAUCUUAAACUCAUAUGCCUAAAUAUGGAAUAAAUGUGACUCAGGUACAAAUGCAAACCACAGUCUGUAAUUGCAGCCGGUUUUUAGCCAUUCGAGAGUGAAAUGUUUCUCUUUGCAUAGCACUCUCAUACCUUCCCCCAAAGAAACCACCAACUGAUCCCACCCCUGCUGGCUUUGUCACGCUGACAAGUCCCUUUUGCCUCUCAGCGCUUCGCUUUCUUGCCUUGAAAUGGGGUAUUAAUCAUUCUUAUGGGCUCGUUGUGAGGACUACAUUGAGUUAAAAACCAGUUGCCAUCUAGUCAGUUCCGAUUCAUGGUGACUCCAUGUGUUUCAGAGUAGAGCUGUGCUCCAUAGGGUUUUCAAUGGCUGAUUUUUCAGAAGUGGGUCGCCAGGCCUUUGUUUUAAGGUACUUCUGGGUGGACUCCAACCUCUUGGUUAGCAGCUGAGCACGUUGACUGCUUCUGCCACCCAGGGAUUCCUACACUGAGUUAAUGCGUAGUGGGGGGCCACGUGGGAAGGAGUCAAUAAAUGAUGACUUCAUUUACUCCCUUUCUUUAAAAAAUGCCAGCAUGCCAAUGGAGGUCCCAGGUUGGCUUCUUGACACCUCAUUCCCACCCUUCCUUCUUCCCAGUUGCGUCUCAGAUGAUUUGUGACCAGAGGGACCCAUGACUUGUUCAUUUAUUCAGCAAAUAUUUGAGCCCUUUCCAUUCCAGGCUCUGGGGAUGGGAAGUUGCUAGACUGGAGUCUUCCCUGAAGGAACUUAGUUCUGGGAGGGGAGGCAGAUAGGUCUGCGAUGACAGUCAUUGUAACAAGUGCCCUGCUAGAGGAAAGAGACAUGAGGGCAGAGUUUUUCAGCACAGAGCCGUAUUGACAUUGACUUGUGGCCAGAUACUUCUUUGCUGGAGGGAGGGCGGGGUGCAUUCAGAGGACAUGUCCUGUGCAUUGUAGGGUGUUUUGCGGCAUCCUCACCUCUACCCACUAGAUGCCAGCAGCACUUCCCCACCUCUGUUGUAACAAACAAGGAUGUCUCCAGACGUUGCCAAAGGUCUGGGGGGUGGGAAGGGAUCACCCCCAAUCGAGACCACUGUACACAGGUGAGGAGAAGGAAGAAGGUCAGGGGCAGGGAAGGUCAGGGGCUAUCAAAUAGCUUCUCAUGUUUGGAGAACUACAAGUGGUUGGUGAGGCUGGGCAGAGAGUUCCUUUGGGUGCUGGCUAGAGAGAACACUAGAGCUGCGGUGCAGGUCAGAUCACAAAGGGUACCCAACAAAUGAGUUUGAGCUUUCUCCCAAAGAGCUACAAGGAGGCAGGGACCAUUCUGAUAGGUGCAGACUCCUCAGCUGAACUCACACGGGUGUUCUGAGAACCAUAAACAACGAGAAGCCAGCUCAAGGCUGGACUGCCAGACUGACCUCUUUCCCAGCUGCCAGCAAAUCUGUUUACCCAAGAAAUGUGAAAACAAGACCCACUGUUCCCAGUCUGCCUGUGGAUUGUUUUCUCUCCCCUUUCUCGUCUUAAUCCCAAUUUUGCUUUUGUUUGUUGACAGUAGUCUCUGGCUGUUCUCCUUCGUGGGUACGUGAGAAUACCUGAGCAGGCAGAGCUUAACUAAAAGUCUCUAGCUCUCCGGCUAGUGCUAGAAAAAUCUGUGGAUGUCUAAACUUACAGGGUCGGAUGCCCUUUCUCCAAAACACCACCCUGCCACAGAGGGACACAGAGAUUGGAGGAGCCAGGUGGAGAUGGGGACACCACGUGUAAGCUGCCUUAGUCUCUUUGUGCUGCUCUAAUACAAAUACCACAAGUGGGUAGCUUUUCAGAACAGAAAUUUACUUUAUCACAGUUCUGGAGGCUAAAAGUCCAAGUCAGGGUCUCAGCUGCGUUGAUUUUUUGUCGGUAUUCCCAGGCGUUACUUGAUUCCUUUGCUUUUAGGUGCUCCGCACAUGGCAUCUGUCUUCCGCUGUGUCUGCCCUGCUCAUUUUAUAACCCAGAAGUGAUGAAGUUGUUAACAUAGCAAACACACACAAACACACCCUAUUUCCAAACAGGAUUAUAUCUACAGGUAUAGGGGUCAGAAUCCAACAGAUACUUUGGUGGAAUGCAGUUCAACCUAUAACCCAUGACUAUUGCAGAAAAGAUGUUCCACCUCACUGGUAAUCGGAGAAUUAUAAAUUAAAACAUGAGUGAUAUUUCUUAUCUUUCAGAUUGACAAAGGUUUAAAAAGUGUGCAAACAGCAAGUGUGGGCCAGGAUGGAGAGAACAGGAACUCACACUGCAGUGGGUGUAUAGACCGACACACCGUGUUGGAGAGCAUAUUGGCAUUGCCUUGUCAAAUGAAAGCAUGCACACUUGACCCAGCAAUCCUACCCCCAGGUAUAUGCCCAAGAGACUCACCCUCCCACAUGAGCACAAGCAGGUGCACUUCAGAAUGAUCACUGCCACAUUUGUAGUAGCAAACAAUCAGAAACAACAUAAGUGCCCAUCUACAGAACAUGGGCUAGUAGACUGUAGAAAACCCACACAAUGGCAUACUUUAUGAGCCCUUAAGAGAACUGAGCUAGACUCCCCAUAUGAACCUACCCAUCUGUCAGUUUGUCGUACUGUGGUGGCUUGCAUGUUGCUAUGAUAUAGGUAGUUACGCCACCAGUAUUUCAAAUACCAGCAAGGUCACCCAUGGUGGAUAAGUCUUGGCAGAGCUUCCAGACUAAGACUAGGAAGAAUGCCCUGGUGAUCUACUUCUGAAAAUCAGCCAAUGAAGACCCUGUGAAUCACAACAGAACAUUGUUGAUGUAGUGCUGGAAGAUGAGCCCCCUAGGUUGGAAGGCACUCAGAAUACACAGUGGGUGCAACAAAGGACUCGAGCAUACCAACAAUCGUGAAGGUGGCCCAGGACCCAGCAAUGUUUUUUUUCAUUGUACAUGGGGUCACCAUGAGUUGGAACCAACUCAACGACAACUAACAAAAACAAUAACAGCCUAUAUGAAAAUUGUAGUAUCUAGUAAAAAAUAAAAAAAGGUAGAUUAGGUACAGUAUGAUAGCAUUUAUAGAAAGCUUUCGAAAAUACAUACUCAUGGACGCACACACAUGUAUAUACUAAAAUCUAGAAACAUUUCAUGGAAAUGAUUCACACCAAGUUCAGAAUAGUGUUUACCUCUGAGUAAGGAGAGAGUUGGUGCACUAUCCCAAGGGGCUUUUACUGGCUAAUGUUUCAUUUCUUUAUAUCAGGAAGGCUGUAGUAGAAACCCAGUGGAAGAUGAUGGAGACCCAAAAUACAUCAACCCCUAUACUGACGCAAAGUGGUUCAUCUUUUACUUCAUUUCUAGGGUUAAACAUUACAUGGAACAUUAUCAAAUAUUUAUAUAGAGCUUACUGAUGGACCACACAAUGCUCUAAUUGAGUUACAGAUAACAAUUCUUAAACACCUAUGACAAACCUAUGAGGCAGCUAUUACAGGUCAAACUGUUUGCCAAAACCCUUAGGUCAAGUGCAUUUCAGAAUUCAGACAUUGUACAUUUCAAAAGUAAAAUAACAUACUGCAGAACUCGUCCCAAUGGGCUGGGGUAGCAGCCUGUCAUCGAAGACAUGCAGUGAAAUGGAAGAAUAUUCUAAGUGGGAUAAAUAAACACCAUAAACCCAACCAAACCUACUGCCAUCAAGUCGAUUCCAACUCAUAGCAACCCUAUAGGACGGAGUAGAACUGCCCCAUAGGGUUUCCAAGGCUGGAAUCUUUCAGAAGCUGACUGCCACAGCUUUCUCCCUUGGCGCUGCUGAGGAGUUCGAACUGCCAACCUUUUGAUUAGCAGCGUUCCAUUCAAGUCAGGUCUCAUCACCAAAUCAUUAAGGUCAAGCUCAGUUUUACUGCCAAAAAAAUUAUGAAAAAACUAGCUUUCAGAGCUUUUGAGAUUUCAGACGUGUGAUGAAGGGAUAUUAUUAUUCACAUUUUACAGAUGAAGAAAGUGAAGCACAGAGAAAUCAAUCACCCAGGUUCGCUUCAUGAAGCCUGAUAUUCUAACUCCAAAACUCCCUGCUUCCACCUGCUUCACUACGCAGAGCACAGGGAAGAAUCUGGAGCUGAUGACCACCCUCAGCCAGAUCCUAGUGCACCCCAUGCUGGAGCAAAGGUAGAUUCUCGUCCUAGCUCUGCUGGAUCCUAUUCUGAGGCUCCAGUGUGACUCUGGAUAACCCUUCUGCACCCUUCCUCUGCAUUUUAAAACGAGGCUGUGGCAGGGAUAAGAAGAAGGGACACGUUCCAGAGAUACUGAGGACGUAAGACAUUCUGUGGUUUGAUGAUUUGGGCAGGUGAAGAAAUAGUCUAGGAUGGCUCGGGUUUCUUUCUUGGAUGGCGAUUCUAUUCAAUGAGGUCGAGAAAACAAAGAAACGGGUUUGGGAAGGAUAAUUAAUUCCAUUUGGGACACAAUGAGUUUGAAGAGCUCACAGGACAUCCAAUUAGGUACCCAUCCUGUAAGUUGCUGGGUAUGUGGCUUUGGAACUCAGUGGAGGGGGUCUGCAUUAAAAAUACAGGGUUUUGAGUCCUCAACCUUAUGAAGCUUGAAAAGGGGAUGGUAUAGAGACUAAGAGAAAUAGACCAGUGACAAUGAAGCCCUGAAGAACAAUGCCUUUAAAACAAAGAUGAAGAUCCCAUGAGAGCAACGGAGAAAGAAUGGCAAAGACAAACAAAGAGGACGAAAAUCAGGAAGUAGAAAUGUCUCAAAAAAAAAAAAAGGUAAAAAAAAAAUCACAUGUAGGACAAUCAGAUAAUAUGGCUCCCCACCUCGAUGCAAAGAUGUCCUGGUGGAGCAGUGGUUAAGCACCCAACUACUAACUGAAAGGUUGGAAGUUCAAACCCAUCUAGUGGCUCCACGGGAGAAAGACCUGGUGCUCUGGUUCCAUAAAGAUUACGUCCUUGGAAACCCUAUGAGACAGUUCCACUCUGUCACAUGGGGCCACUAUGAGUCACAAUCAACUCAACGGCACACAACAACAACUGCGAUGCAUUUGAGAGUUGUCAGGGCCACCAGAGAAACAGAAUCUAAUCAAUAUUUGUUAAGGAUUGAAUUGUGUCCCCAAAAAAUAUGUGUUGAACUUUAACCCUUAUACCUGUGGAUGUAAUCCCAUUUGGGAAUAGGGUUUUCUUUGUUAAUGAGGCCACAUCAGUGUAGGGUGUGUCCUAAACCUAAUCACUUCUGAGUUAUAAGGAGCAGUAUAGACACUGAGACAAGCAAACAAAGGAGGGGUGAAGAUAGAUGUCACGUGAGGAUCGCUAAAGAACCCAGAACCAAGGCUACAGAAGCUGAAGGAAACAAGGACCUUCCCCCAGACCCAACAGAGAGAGAGCCUUCCCCUAGAGCCAGUGCCCUGAAUUCGAACUUCUAGCCUCCUGAACUGUGAGUAACUAAAUAUCUGUUCUUUAAAGCCACCUACUUAUAUUUCUGUUAUACCAGCACUAGAACACUAAGACAAUAUCCUAGAUCUAAUUACCAAUUUCUGGGACGUUCAGGGGGUAGACUAACAUGCCGAAAGAUACUAGGAAGAUACAAUCAACCAAAUCCAGAAUUUGGGAAAUUCUAAAGGGCAGAUGACCCAGUUUCUUCAACAAAUGGGUUUUUAAAAAAUGUGUAUCGGGCUGGGGGAUGGUGGCAGGGAGGCUGUUAUAAGAUGUAAUGUGUGGACCUUGUGUGGAUUCUAAUUUCAACAAAUUAACUACUUAAAAAACACGUUUUUGAGAUAAUUGGAGAAAUCUGGACAUGGACUAAGUGUUAGAGGAUGAUAAGAAAUUAUUAAUUUUGUUAGAUGUAAUUGUUACGUUUUUGUAAAUUUUUUGGCUGUGAUAAACUAUAUAACAAAAUAUUUGCCAUUUCAACCAUUUUUAUGUGUACGAUCCAAUGACAUUAAUUACAUUCCCCAUGUGCAGCUGUCACCACUACAGUGAUCAUAUUUUUUAUCUUAAAGAUACUGAAAAUGUACAAUUGAACUGAUACGAUGUCUGGAAUUUGCUUUAAAGUACUCCAGGGGCAGGGCAUGGGGGCAGUGGCAGUUGAAACAAGAUUGGCAACCAUGUUGACAAUUGUGGAAGCUGGGCAAUGGCUUCAUGGAUGCUCAUUAGGCGCUUCUCUCCAGUUUUGGUUAAGUUUGAUAAUCCCAUCAUAAUUUUUUUAAUGAAAUAGAAUUUAAAGGAAAGAGGUUAACAAUAUUAAAUGUCAUAGAAAAUCAUUGGUUCUAAGUUUUCUCUUUUCCAAGUUAAAUAUCCCAAACUUCUUUCUUUCUUUUUUUUUAUUCUGAAAAUAUUCACACCAAAACGUUCACUGGCACAACUUCCACAUUUACAAUUCCGUGAUACUGAAUACAUUUUUCAUGUUGUGCCACCAUUAUCGCUAUCCUUUUCGAAAAUAUUCCACCAAAUUUCUUUAACUGUUUCCCUUUUAUAUGAUUCACAGAUUCUCCUGUGUUAUCGUGCCCCUCUGGGCACACCACAUAUGAUACCUCGUUUAGUUCCCCCAGAACAGGACUGAGAGGUCCGUUUCUCAUUUUCCAAAUACAGAAGUGAACUUUAGUUUCAGUAACUUGCCCAAAGACAUAAAGCUAGGAAAUGAAAAGGGUGAAGAUUUGAACCCAGGCUUCAAAUCUUCCCAAGCUCUUGGCCUCUAUGCUAGAC